Polistes canadensis is the source of this 8489-nucleotide messenger RNA. RefSeq names its product translational activator GCN1 (gene l(3)80Fj). The record is from RefSeq and is a predicted model, not a curated record. Gene Ontology annotation, cellular component: cytosol. Lineage: Eukaryota; Metazoa; Arthropoda; Insecta; Hymenoptera; Vespidae. The transcript is spliced from 13 exons. Gene Ontology annotation, molecular function: protein kinase regulator activity. Bases 77 to 8020 code for a protein of 2647 amino acids. Gene Ontology annotation, biological process: cellular response to amino acid starvation; regulation of translation.
UGUAGACAACUUCAUGUAAUGUGUAAUUAGAAUUAGAGAAGAGUGCGCUGCAAGUCAGUCCGGUUUUUGAAGAAAUAUGGCGGAUGUCGAGCUGACUAAAGCCUUAAAAGAUUUACCUAAUCGAAUUCAAACCGCUAGUAAAAAAGAGCGGCGAGAGAUUUUACAAAAUGUCGUCGAUGUGUUGUCAAAUCCUGGCAUUAAUGAUAAAAUUGUUUAUGGAAUUUGCAAAGUUCUCUCCCUUACUUUGCAUCGAUACAAAGAUACAGCUUCCCAAUCUUACGUGAAAAAUGUCAUUACAAAGUUAUUGGCAGAGCAACCAGAAGCCACCGUGAAGCAUAUGACAAGUGUUAUCGCAGAACAAGCUACUUGGCAUAAGAAUGUGGUUUCUACCUUAAAUACUGCUUUAACUGCAUACCUUGCAUUAAAAUGGUCAACGCUUGUAAUACUACAUGGAAUCAAUAAGAAUUUUGAAAAUUGCACUGAAUUAGCAAAACUUAUCGAAGCGCAAGCCAACUUAAGUGCUGCUUCAUUAGCAUCUAUGGAUAAAAAGAUGUCGUAUAAAACAUACGCAUUACUUGCACAUGAAUGGUCAUCUGUUAAAAAUAUCGAAAUUAAAUAUGUAGAAACAUUAGUCAAACUUGAGAUUGGAAAUGGUGUAAUUGUACUUGCAAGCUUGCUCACUAAAUAUUUAGUGAAUACAAAAAAAAGUGAACUUAUAGAACAGUUGAAGAAAAAUGUGAUAGAUACAUUUAUAAAAGUGACUAUCAGUUCAAAGAAAAAACCAGAUCUAUAUGUGGUUGAUACAGCAGUUCCUCUUCUACGUAGAAUGUCACAUGAAGAAUUUAAGGUUCAAUUAUUACCAGCUUUACAAAAAGCUAUGUUAAGAAAUCCUGAAAUAAUAAUUGAAUCAGUUGGACAUAUAUUAAGUGGAUUGAGUCUUGAUCUAAGUCAAUACAGUCAAGAUAUUUGCAAAGGAUUAUUUGCUAAUCUACAUUCUAAAGAAGAUCUUGUUAGAGAAGAAGCAGUAGGAGCAUGCCGUAGACUUGCUCGACAAUGUUCAGAUACAACUGCUUUAGAGAGUUUACUUGCUUCUUUAUUUGCUGUAUUUCAUGGAUCUGAAGGAAAACUAACCGUGGUGACUCAUAAAAUAUCUGUGUUGCAAGGGGCAGGUAAUUUGAGUUACAAUGCAGCUUCAGGAAGUAGUGUUCAACGAUUGGCAGAAACUGCAUGCGAACAUUUCAUUAAAGUUCUUGAAACAGAGGUUCAUGAAAAAACGCUGAUUCAUGCAUUAGAUAUGAUGGCAUUGUGGUCUAACAAAUUUACAAACAGUUUCCCCCAAAGCGUAAUAGAUGCAUUUAAAAAAGGAAUAGCAGCCAAAACUUCUACCGCUGCUGUACGUACUGCUUAUAUAAAACUUUUCUUCUCUACUCCAGUAGACUCUUAUGCAGGAACAAUCGCACCUAUUCUAACUCAAGCUAUAACAAGGGCUAUACAACAAAGUUCACAACCUAUGCCUGUCACUGAAGGAUUAGUGGCAUCAUACUUAUUACUUAAAUUUGUAUUAGCUGAUCUAGUAGAAAAUGAUAAACAAACAAUAUUAUGGAAUGCAAUAGACGAACAAAUAUUCUUUUCAGAAAAAUUUUUAACUACAUGUGGUGAUGAUACUUUAUACCAUCUUAUGCUAUUAUGUGAACGUCUUAUUACUGAAUUUGUUGAUAGGCUCAAUGAAAAAGCCUUAAAUGGAAUUCACAGAGCUAUUGUAGCAUGUUCAACAGCACCAAAGUCUGCUAUCAGAAAACGUUGUUGCCCAUUGAUUAAAAAAGUUUUAACCGGUUUAAGUACAUAUGCACCAGUUGAAGCACUUUUAGUAGAAUUUAAUAAAUAUCUUAAUAACGUCAAGAUCAAAAUUGAAAAUGAUAAAGAUAAUAAAGAAGAUACGUUUGGCGAGAUUACUGGUAGAAGUUUGGCAGAUGGAUUACUUGCUAUAUGUUCUGGAUCAUUUCUAUUUGAAUUACCUGCUAUGCAAUUGACUCGAGAUGCAUUAAUCCCAGCACAUCAUCCAGCGAUAUUAAGAGCAGUUCCAAAUUUAUGGUUGAAAAUAGCUAAAAAUUUUAAUCUAGUACCCAAGGACUUUCUUAGAACUUAUAGUAACGAGAUCAAAAAGUUACUUAUACAAAAUUACAAUCCUGUACCAAGUUAUGAGAAUGCGCUCGCUAAAGUAUUACAACUAUCACCCGAUACUAUUUUACCUACUUUAAUUUUAAAUGUGACAAAUAAAUUAAACGAUCAAGAAAUUUUAAAAGUCACUAAAGAUGAAUAUUUCACUUAUCUUACACCCGAAGGAGAACUUUAUGAUAAAAGUGUAUUGCCAACUAAUGAUGAAAAUGAUAUAUUAAAUGCUAUGAAUAUGAAACGAGAAAGUAAAGUGUAUUCAUUCAAAGAACAACAAGAGGAAUUACAACUUAGACGUGAAUUGUAUGAAAAACACAAGAGAGAAGGAAAGAUAAAGGAACCGAAAUUAACAGCAAAACAGGAAGAAAUUCUAAAAGCACAAAUUGCUAAGGAAAAUAGUAUUAGAAAGAGAUUAACUGAAUUAAAAUCAAAGAUAGAUCAUGCGGUAUCUUUGAUACUUUGUGCUAUACGGGGAAAUGGCCAGGAACUGUCUUUAUAUCUAAAGGAUAUAUUAUCUCCUAUUUUAAAAAAUUUAGGAUCCCCAUUAGCUGCACCUGCUAUAUCCGAGCUUUAUAUUGAGUUACGAGAAAUAGUUCAAAUAGGUACGGAUACGACAUUAGGAAAUUUGAUAGCACAUGUUACAUUACGACAAUUACAACCACAGUGUGAUUUAGAUCCAGCAUGGGAAGAUGAAAAUUUAGACGUAGUUGUCAAAAGAACGUUAAAUUUGAUUCAUACGAUUACAAUUAAGCAAAAACGUUUGUUUACGGCUCCCGCAUUUUGUUAUAUCUUUCCUUUUCUGAAGAAAACUUUAUUGAUGUAUGAAGAUGAUGUUAUGAUAGCACAAGGAUUACAAAUAAUUCAGGAUCAUGCCAAACAAAGAGGGAAUAGUUCAGAUUUGAAAGAUAUGAGACAUCCUAGAUUAUUACCUAGAAAACAAAUAUUUGAUUUACUUAUAGAACUUAUGAGUAGCACUACUGGAAGAGUACAAUCACAUGCGGUAGCAACAUUGCUAGAUGUUGCUCAAUCUGGUAGUGGGCAACCCGGUACAGCUUUGGCAACAAGUGAUGAUAUAGAUUCGUUAAUCGGUGCUCUACAAAAUGCAUUACCAGCAGUAAGAGAUGCGGCUUUAAGAGGUCUAACUGUAAUAAGACAAGCAUUUCCAUCUCAGAAAGAGGAUCCUUUACAACUACUUCGUUUAACAAGAAGAAUAUGGAUCGCGAGAUUCGAUGUUUGUGACGAGAACAAAAUCCUUGCUAACGAAUUGUGGAGUGCUGCUAAUUUACUAGCUCAUGCUGAUAUUCUUUGCGAUAAUUUGAUUGAAGACAUCGCACAUCCGGUGGAACCAGUACAGCAAGCCGCAGCAUGUGCUUUGGCUCAAAGUUUGACCAAUGUACCAUAUUUGACUCCAUCGAUAUUGGACAGAUUAUUAGAACUGUAUCAAGAAAAAUUAGCUAUGAUUCCACCUAAACUUAACGAUUUUGGUCGUGUUGUGGAACAACCGAUUGAUACUUGGGCACCACGUCGCGGUGUAGCACUUGCUCUAACUCAAUUAGCACCACUUUUAACGUCAGAAACUAUUCAACGUCUUGUACAGUUCUUUGUUUCAACAGGCUUAGGAGAUAGAAACCCAUCUGUUCGCACAGAAAUGUUGAAUGCUGCUGUAGCAGCUGUUGAUCUCCAUGGAAAGAAAAAUAUAACUUCUCUUCUACCUGUCUUUGAAGAUUUUAUGGACAAAGCACCUAAAAUUGGAAGUUUCGAUUCAAUAAAACAAUCUGUAGUCAUUCUGAUGGGUUCAUUAGCAAGACAUUUGGAUAAAGACGAUCCACGUAUCAAACCAAUCGUGAUGCGUCUUAUUGCAGCUCUUUCAACACCAGCUCAACAAGUACAGGAAGCAGUUGGUAAUUGUUUACCACAUCUUGUACCUUCCAUCAAAGAAGAUGCUCCUAAGAUUGUUGAUAAUCUUAUGGAUCAGUUAUUGAAAUCAGACAAAUACGGAGAACGUAAAGGUGCUGCUUAUGGAUUGGCUGGUAUCAUCAAGGGUAUGGGAAUCCUGGCAUUGAAACAAUUAGAUAUUAUGACUACACUGACCAACGCUAUUCAAGAUAAAAAGAACUAUAGGCACAGAGAAGGAGCACUAUUUGCUUUUGAAAUGUUAUGUACAAUGUUGGGUAGAUUAUUUGAACCUUAUAUCGUUCACGUGUUACCACAUUUAUUAUUAUGUUUUGGAGACUCCAGUCAAUACGUAAGAACAGCUACAGAUGAUACAGCUAGAGUAGUUAUGAGCAAACUCUCUGCUCACGGUGUUAAAUUAGUAUUACCCAGCUUAUUAGCAGCAUUGGAAGAAGAUUCUUGGAGAACAAAAACUGGGUCUGUCGAGUUACUGGGUGCAAUGGCAUACUGUGCACCAAAACAAUUAAGUAGCUGUUUACCGAGUAUUGUACCUAAGCUCAUAGAAGUACUCAGCGACUCCCAUACAAAAGUUCAAGAAGCUGGUGCAGAAGCACUCAAAGUCAUUGGCAGUGUGAUUCGUAAUCCCGAAAUUCAAGCUAUCGUGCCAGUUUUAUUGAAGGCUUUACAAGAUCCAUCUCAUAAAACAGCAACUUGCUUACAAACACUUUUAGACACACAAUUCGUUCAUUUCAUCGAUGCUCCGUCUCUAGCUUUGAUUAUGCCUGUCGUACAACGUGCUUUUCUAGAUCGUUCAACAGAAACUAGAAAAAUGGCUGCUCAGAUCAUUGGCAAUAUGUAUUCACUAACUGAUCAAAAAGAUUUGACUCCUUACUUGCCAACUAUCAUUCCUGGUCUAAAAACGAGCUUAUUGGAUCCCGUACCUGAAGUACGCAGUGUAUCAGCUCGAGCUUUGGGUGCAAUGGUUCGUGGAAUGGGAGAAUCUAGCUUCGAAGAUUUAUUACCAUGGUUGAUGCAAACGUUAACAUCAGAAACAAGUAGCGUGGAUAGAUCUGGAGCUGCUCAAGGACUUUCCGAAGUAGUCCGUGGUUUGGGUGUAGAAAAAUUACACAAACUCAUGCCUGAAAUUAUUUCAACUGCUGAAAGAACGGACAUAGCACCGCACGUUAAGGAUGGUUACAUAAUGAUGUUUAUUUACAUGCCCAGUGCAUUUACUACCGAAUUCACACCUUACAUUGGGCAAAUAAUAAAUCCAAUAUUGAAAGCACUUGCCGACGAAAACGAAUACGUGAGAGAAACCGCACUUAGAGCUGGUCAACGAAUCGUUACUUUAUAUGCGGACUCAGCAAUAAUGUUGCUUUUACCAGAAUUAGAAAAAGGUCUUUUUGAUGAUAAUUGGCGUAUCAGAUAUUCGUCCGUUCAGUUGCUCGGCGAUCUUUUGUAUAGAAUUUCGGGUGUAUCUGGAAAAAUGUCGACUGAAACAGCAAGCGAAGAUGAUAACUUUGGAACAGAACAGUCACACUUUGCAAUAAUCAAUGCUUUAGGUGCGGAAAGACGUAAUCGUGUGUUGGCUGGUCUUUACAUGGGUAGAUCGGAUGUAGCUUUGAUGGUACGCCAAGCUGCUCUUCACGUUUGGAAGGUAGUUGUUACGAAUACACCUAGGACAUUGAGAGAAAUCCUACCAACUUUGUUCACCCUUUUACUGGGAUGUUUGGCAAGUACGAGUUACGAUAAGAGACAAGUGGCUGCUAGAACGUUGGGCGAUCUUGUAAGAAAAUUGGGAGAAAGAGUACUUCCCGAAAUUAUACCGAUUUUGGAGAAAGGUCUUCUGAGUGAACAGGCUGAUCAACGACAAGGUGUUUGUAUCGGUCUUUCUGAGAUUAUGGCAAGUACAAACAAAGAUAUGGUACUGACAUUUGUUAUCAGUCUAGUACCUACUGUUAGAAAAGCAUUAUGCGAUCCAUUGCCCGAAGUUCGUCAAGCCGCAGCUAAGACGUUCGAUGGAUUACAUUCGACAGUUGGUGUUCGAGCUUUAGACGAUAUACUUCCUGCUAUGUUAACCCAAUUAAAUUCACCGGAUCAAGCCGAGGCCGAGAACACUUUGGAUGGUUUGCGCCAAGUAAUGGCGAUUAAAUCACGCGUCGUAUUACCUUAUUUAGUACCUCAGCUAACAACUCCGCCAGUUAAUACGAAAGCUCUCUCGAUCUUAGCGAGUGUCGCUGGAGAAGCAUUAACGAGAUUUUUACAUAAAAUUUUACCAGCUCUACUGACCGCACUUUCCAGUGCACAAGGAACUCCAAACGAAGUUCAGGAAUUAGAGUACUGUCAAGCAGUUAUUCUUUCUGUUACGGAUGAAGUUGGUGUUAGAACAGUCAUGGAUCAAUUAAUGGAGGCUACCAGAUCAAGUGAUGCAUCAAGACGACGAAGUGCAGCAACAUUAUUGUGUGCAUUUUGUCGCGACACCAGAGCAGAUUACAGUCAAUAUGUACCUCAACUUUUGCGUGGACUUAUACAUCUCUUUACCGAUGAGGAUAAAGAUGUAUUACAAAUGAGUUGGGAAGCCCUAACUGCAGUCACCAAGACAUUAGCAUCGGAUCAGCAAAUUGCUCACGUACAAGACAUUAGACAAGCUGUUCGUUUUGCAGUAUCCGAUUUAAAAGGACAAGAAUUAUUACCUGGAUUUUGUUUACCUAAAGGUAUCACGCCGAUUCUUCCUAUAUUUAGAGAAGCAAUUCUGAAUGGUUUACCAGAAGCAAAAGAACAAGCUGCUCAAGGAUUAGGAGAAGUCAUUAAACUGACCAGCGCAUCCGCACUUCAACCAAGUGUUGUACAUAUCACUGGUCCAUUGAUUAGAAUUCUUGGUGAUCGUUUUAAUUGGAGCGUCAAAGCUGCAGUACUAGAAACACUUGCUAUUUUACUUGGCAAGGUUGGCGUCAUGUUGAAACAAUUUUUACCUCAACUACAAACAACAUUUUUGAGAGCAUUGAAUGAUAGCAAUCGUCAAGUGAGAUUAAAAGCAGCAUAUGCUUUGAGUAAUUUGAUCGUUAUACAUACUAGAGUGGAUCCUUUGUUCACUGAACUUCAUACUGGUAUUAAAACUGGCGAUGAUCCAGCUAUAAGAGAAACGAUGUUACAAGCUUUACGUGGCGUGCUUACACCUGCCGGUGAUAAAAUGACUGAACCUAUGAAGAAACAAGUAUUCGUUACAUUAAACAGCAUGCUUGGUCAUCCAGAAGAUAUUACAAGAAACGCAGUAGCCGGUUGUUUUGGUGCUCUUUUACGAUGGUUGAGUCCUGAACAACUUGCUAUCGCAUUUAAUGAUAAUCUUUUGUGUAACGACGUCAAUGCUGAUUGGACGCUGAGACACGGACGUUCAGCUGCACUUUUUGUUGCGUUGAAAGAAUCACCAGCCACCGUGUUCAAUGCUAAAGAAAAGGAUCGCGUUUGUACAGUAAUUUUAUCGUAUUUAGCUGCGGAUCGAGUGCAAAUAGUCAUGAACGGUGUCAGAGCUUGCGGUUAUUUAUUCCAAUAUCUAAUGCACGAAAAUAUGUCGGUGCCUCAACAAGUUCUUUCACCAUUCGUGAGGUCAAUGAACAACAACAGUAACGACGUAAAACAAUUACUCGCUAGAGUUUGCAUUCAUUUAGCACGAAAUAUACCACCUGCAAAAAUGUCACCGGAAUUAUUGAAAGCUUUAUUACCGAUGUUGGUAAAUGGAACUAAAGAAAAGAAUGGUUACGUAAAAGCUAACAGCGAACUUGCUCUAAUUGCUGUACUUCGAUUGAGACAAGGAGAAGAAGAACACCAGAGAUGCAUGGCUUUCUUGGACGCUGGUGCAAGAGAAUCAUUGUCGGACGUCGUCAGCAAGGUGCUUCGUAAGGUUUUAUCUCAGCCAGAAGGCAAGAUAGAAGAAUUAGAUGAUACGUUACUCACGUGAGAGACAUUUUACUUCCCGGGGCUUAAUACUUGUUACGUACGUUCCAAUAACCGUACUAUCGAGCAUCAACGUCAACAACAACAAUACCACCAACAACAGCAGCAGCACAAUUAUUGCUCGUCGUAUGUUAGUAACAUUAUAAAAAAUAUAGUUCGUUUAAUAUCAUUUAUCGGUAAACGAUUAAAUAAUACCCUGUAUACCGAUCGUUCGAUGAUGAUGAUGAUGAUGAUGAUGAUAAUGAUGAUGACAAUGACAAUGACUAUGAUAAUGUUGAUGGCAUUAAAGUUACUUAAGUUAAAAUCUCUCGAGUCUAAAGAGAUCUUUCAAGAUCAUUCGAAAUGGACCGAACGAAAAGAAACUGUAUUAAGGAAGCAAGCUGGUCAUAUUCUCUUUUAUUGUAAAAGGAACUUCAUGAGAAUUUGGUUAUGUUGUAAAGAUUUAUCGGAACACAAUAAAAGUAUGUAUGCGA